UGAUCAAGCCGAGGCUCAUUGUCAAAAACCUAAGGUUUCUAGAGAACAUUAUGUUGUACAUCAAGCUAACAAGAAUGCAGAUUUAAAUACUGAAGAAGAUCAAACAACUCAAUAUCAACAGCAGUAA
Molecule: messenger RNA, 127 nt
Organism: Entrophospora candida
Lineage: Eukaryota; Fungi; Glomeromycota; Glomeromycetes; Entrophosporales; Entrophosporaceae
Source: the annotation of a GenBank genome assembly